This is a messenger RNA of Mesocestoides corti, 222 nucleotides long. Lineage: Eukaryota; Metazoa; Platyhelminthes; Cestoda; Cyclophyllidea; Mesocestoididae. The record is from the annotation of a GenBank genome assembly.
AUGACCGUCUGUGUAGAAGACGACGGUUCAAGCAGUGCACUUGGCCCAUUUCCCCUCCCCCUCCUACUCCUCUCCUGGUGGGCGCGCAAGGUGGGGGGCCUUGUCUGGGCGGUCAAAGUCGGCUCCGUUGUACUGUCUGGCGGUGGCGGAGGUGGUGGUGACACGACGAUGGGCCACAGCUCUGUCGUCUCUAGCGUGGGUGCACAAAAUUCGCCUGUGUAA